UUUUUACAAUAAUACGAACCAUCCAAAACAUAACCUAAAAGAAUCAGGUCAUUCAUUUCUAUGUCAUUUUUCUAUAUUGUUUAUUUUAUUAUUGUUUGUCAAAUAAUUUCAACUUAACGUUGUGGAUACGUUUCGUUACCAAAGGUAUUUAACAUUUAUUUUUUAGGUGUUAAUGUAUUCAAUAUUAAUAAAAAAUAACUAAUGAACAUAAUCAACGAUUAUAGAUAAAAAAAUAUAAUUAAUAAAUAAACUUGUGGAAAUGUUGCAAAAAAUAAAUAACUUAUUACGGAUUACUGGUUAUGGUCAACAACUAAGCAUGCGUUAUUUAAAUUUUGUACCUGUCGUAGUUGAACAAAGUGGAAGAGGAGAACGUGCAUAUGAUAUUUAUUCUCGUCUUUUAAAAGAACGAAUAAUAUGUCUUAUGGGUCCGAUUACAGAUAAUGUUUCCUCAGUAGUUAUAGCUCAAUUACUUUUUCUUCAAUCAGAGAGUAGUAAAAAUCCUAUUCAUAUGUAUAUUAAUUCACCUGGCGGAAGUGUGACAGCAGGACUGGGUAUUUAUGAUACUAUGCAAUAUGUCCUACCACCUGUUGCAACAUGGUGCGUAGGACAAGCUUGUUCAAUGGCGAGCUUACUUUUAGCUGCUGGAGCAAAAGGCAUGAGACAUUCAUUACCUAAUGCUAGAAUUAUGACUCAUCAACCAUCUGGUGGAGUAUCUGGUCAAGCUACAGAUAUUCAAAUUCAAGCCCAAGAGAUAUUAAAACUUAAAAAACAAAUUAAUAAAUUAUAUGUCAAACAUACUGGAUUGGAUUUAGAAAAAAUAGAGCGCAGCAUGGAAAGAGAUAAUUUCAUGAGUCCUUCUCAAGCUAAGGAAUUUGGAAUAAUAGAUAAGGUACUUGCACAUCCUUUACAAGAGGAAGAAGAAAAUCCAUCUGUGACAACAUUAUCAGAGCAAACUGUAAAUGCUACUAUAUCAACUUAAUGUUAUUUUAAUUAAAUUGAAGGCGUAAGUGAACACUGUAACUUUAUAUUUUAAAAAAUGUGUUUAUCAACUUUUAAUAAUAAUAAUAAAAAUAAUAAUAAUAAUAAUAAUAAUAAUAAUAAUAAUAAUAAUAAUAUUAAUAAUAAAAUAUCAUUGAAACAAU
Messenger RNA from Vespula vulgaris, 1142 nucleotides. It is a transcript of the gene ClpP, whose product is annotated as ATP-dependent Clp protease proteolytic subunit. Bases 260 to 979 code for a protein of 239 amino acids. Gene Ontology annotation, biological process: protein quality control for misfolded or incompletely synthesized proteins. The record is from RefSeq and is a predicted model, not a curated record. Lineage: Eukaryota; Metazoa; Arthropoda; Insecta; Hymenoptera; Vespidae. Gene Ontology annotation, cellular component: endopeptidase Clp complex. Gene Ontology annotation, molecular function: ATPase binding; ATP-dependent peptidase activity; serine-type endopeptidase activity. The transcript is spliced from 5 exons.